AUGCACAUCAAACUACAAGACCCGUCAGUGGCACUGUACAAAGUUAGAGUGGUUCGCAAUUACACAGAUAGCAGUACAACAUAUGGAAGUGUAGAUGGUAGUUUUAAAUUACAAAAACUUAACUUGCUCGUUAAUUUCCAACCUGAGCUUUUGACGUGGGUGGAAAGUUUGGUUGCAUUCAAUCAGGCAUAUUCCAACGAAGCAGAAUCAAUGUUUCAAAUUGUGAAGAAUUUCGCUUCCGAAAUUAAUAUGGAAGAAGUGUUUUCAAUAAUGACAGAAGAUCCAAGGUGGGAAUAUGUUGCUGAGCAUAUUAAAGGUGACCUAAAUAUCCCUCUGAAAGCUAGAAUAUUACCAAGUCUGUUACGCAAACUCAUGAGGCUUGACCUGACAGGACCAAAUAUUUUGAAAAGCAACGACUUUAAGCAAUGGCUGGAAUACUCGGUCUUUUUCAAUUUCUUAAAAAUCCCCUCUUUGGAAGACCAACCCGUGUUAACAAUUCUUAAGACAACAGUGAAGACAAACACAAAGACUUUGAUCGAGCGUUUAAAGCAGGCAACUAAAGUUGAAGCUAUAACGCCGUGGAGACACCAAGUGGGAAGGUUAAUAAAAAUACCUUCGACCGAAGAAGGCCAAUUGAUAAGCGCAUGGUUAGAUUAUGUCUCCACUCUCGAAUACCUGCCUCUUGGCUGGAAUGUGGCUACUAUGUACAGGACUAUCUAUCCAGAAAAUGAUCGUUUCUUAAGCCUUGCUUCGACGCAUUCACAUUCCCAUGGUUCCAUAGAAAAUACAGCGCUAGUAGUCCCGGAGCUUGAAAACGCUGUGAAGGAUACACAAGCGAGGCUUGCUAAUUUAUACAAGUCUAAAGAGGACAAGAGAGCAAAAGAUAUAAGCUUUUAA
Messenger RNA from Plasmopara halstedii, 897 nucleotides. RefSeq lists its product as uncharacterized. The record is from RefSeq and is a predicted model, not a curated record. The transcript has 2 exons. Bases 1 to 897 code for a protein of 298 amino acids. Lineage: Eukaryota; Oomycota; Peronosporomycetes; Peronosporales; Peronosporaceae.